CUGCAUCCGGCCGAAGCCCCCAGCUACCGCCACCCAUUUCCGGCUGAAAAACCGAAUUUUCAGAUCUGCUCUGCUCCUCCUUCUCACCGCCGGCUGCUCCUGCUUUGUGGGGGCGAAUUGCUCUGAUUUUUCGCCGUGAGUUUCUCCCUAAAUUGCCGUCGGCUUUUCCCCCCCUGCUAGGUCCGGUUUGCAGCUGGAAAAUUCGGGUUCCCGAUCGUUCUAUCAGUUAUCACUGAGAUUGAGUUUUCGGUUUUAUGCGAGUGAGGUAAGUAAAUUUAUAGUAAUGCCCGUACAGUUUUUAAAAGUAUGUUUUGACUUGUUUUUGAAGUGGUGGUCGGACUAAACCCGUUUUAUACAAAAAUGAGCAUGAUUGAUUUGAAAUAAAAUUAUUAUUCUUUUUAUUGAAUUGAGCAUGCCUACUUGAAAUUUAAUUUAUUGUCCUGAUGAUUUGAAAGUGAUUGGUGAAUUAUGAUUUUUCUGUUAAGCUCUGUCUGUUUUGUCCCCGAUAUGGUCAUAUUAUUCGUGUAUCCGCUAGUGGGAGGUUUAUAAACGCUAGCACAUGUCGACAUGUUAUUAAUAGAACCGGUUCGUUUCUGUUAUCCUGCUAGUAGGAUUAUACACUAGUAAAUCAUGUGCCUGUCAGUGGGAGAUUUAUAACACUGGCCAUGGCCUAUAAAGGAGACGUCUAUUUCGUUUCCGUACUCGUACCUAUUUUUUGUGAUUAUACUUGUUGGCAUGCUAUAGGAAGCGAAACCGAGGACGGGGAAACCACAGGAAGUGACGAGUUAGAAGGCUAGCCAUUUCAAGAUUGAUAUAGAUUUUAGAAAUAAAUUAUGCUUUUGUAAGAUAGAUUUUACCUUGAAUUUAUGAGAUCAAAACAGAUUUUAUGAGAGUAGAUUUUUGUGAUAUGAUUUAAGUUAUCGGAUUGUCAGAUGUGAAUU
Molecule: messenger RNA, 941 nt
Organism: Rubroshorea leprosula
Lineage: Eukaryota; Viridiplantae; Streptophyta; Magnoliopsida; Malvales; Dipterocarpaceae
Source: the annotation of a GenBank genome assembly